Molecule: messenger RNA, 1585 nt
Organism: Oryctolagus cuniculus (rabbit)
Lineage: Eukaryota; Metazoa; Chordata; Mammalia; Lagomorpha; Leporidae
Source: RefSeq, a predicted model, not a curated record
UCUGUUGCCCUCACCCAUGGACCCGAUCCGGAGCUUCUGCGGGAAGCUGCGGUCUCUGGCCAGCACGCUAGACUGCGAGACGGCCCGGCUGCAGCGAGCGCUGGACGGAGAGGACAGCGGUGAGUGACGGGGCCGCGCCCGACCGGCCCCCGCGGGGUGUCCUCAACUUUGAAGAUUAUCCAAUGAGAAUUUUAAAUGGCCUUCAUUCAGAAGUCCAGACUCUAAAGGAUGAUGUCAGUAUUCUUCUUGAUAAAGCUAGAUUGGAAAAUGAAGAAAGCAUGAGUUUCAUAAAGACAACAAAAGUAAUGAUGAAAAAAAAUUCAGUGGAUAUCAUGCAAAUAAAAGAGUUUUUCCAGAAGUAUGGCUAUAAUCCACGUGUCAAGAAAAAUUCAGUAUGUGAACAAGAUGGUGCUGACUCUGCCACAGAGUUGCCUCAGUGUGACAGUUUUCAAAAGCCUGAUGGUGAUUUGUCUGAUCCUCCUGUUCCAAGCAGUUCUGUUUCUGAAAAACCUCCACGUAGUCCACAACUUUCAGAUUUUGGACUUGAGCGGUACAUGAUAUCCCAAUCUCUGCCAAACCCUCCACAAGCAGUAAACCAACACAAGGAAGAGCCCAAAAUUGUAACUCCACCUGGCAGUCAGUCAGUAAUUAAAGUACUCAAAACUCCAAAAUGUGCACUAAAGAUGGAUGAUUUUGAGUGUGUAACUCCUAAAUUAGAACAUUUUGGUAUCUCUGAAUAUACUAUGUGUUUAAAUGAAGAUUACACAAUGGGACUUAAAAAUAUGAAGAAUAAUAAAAGGCAGAGUUACAGAGAGGGAAAGGCAGAGGCAGAGAGAGACCGUCCAUCUGCUGGUUCACUCUCCAAAUAUCCACAAUGGCUGGGGCUAGGCCAGGCCUCUCCCAUGGAGAAGACCUCAGAAACAGAACACACAUCCAGUGAUAAACUUUUUGCCACUCCUGGUCCCGUAAUCCAGCAGUUGCAAAAAAGUGAUACCGAGUACACAAAAUCCCCCUUGGCGCCUACAUUCUGCACUCCUGGUUUGAAAAUUCCUGCUACAAAGAAGAGCACAGCUUUGGUAUCCACAAAUUUUCCAUUAUCAAAAACAAACAAAUCAUCUAAUGAUUUGGAAGUUACAGAUUGUACUUCAUUAGUUUUAAAUUCAGACAAGUGCUUUGAGAAUUUUGCAGAUCCCUCUUCUCCUACGAUUUCUUCUUAUGAGAAUCUGCUCAGAACACCUACACCUCCAGAAGUAACUACAAUUCCAGAAGAUAUUCUCCAGAUUUUAACAAAAUACAAUUCAAAGCUGGCUACUCCAGUAGCUGUUAAAGCAGUACCAGCCAGGAAAGAGUUCCUCAAAUAUGAAGGACAGAACAUCCGGGAUAUUGGCAACAAAGAAAACUGGUGAAAAAAUUCUAGUGGAUCCAUCUAUUAUAAAAACUGUAUGGAAUCAGAAGAAGGCAUAACUGGACUUAUUCACAUUUCCCUACGGCUUCCCCUUUUUAAAUCUAACCCGUUGUAAUGAGCAACAUGGACACUGGUGUCUUAUCAUGCUUUUAAUGAAGUUUUGAUUCAGUUCAACCUCAA